AUGCCCACGCAGGUGACAGACGGGACAGACGACACUCGUUACUUCUCCGUCUGCUGUGAGGGGCUCCCUUACAUCUUCGCAGCUGUGCUGCCCGCGCCCACCGCCCCGUCUCAUGGCUGCUUGUCCGGCCUUGCGAGAUGGGAGAGGAACCCGCUAGGCCUGGGGGAGGGCCCUUCCCGAAGGACGUGUCUCCCCCAGCUGGCGCAGGACAGCAAGCUUGUCCGGGCUUGGGCCUCGGGACUUUUCCCUGAGCUCUGGGGGAGGGUGGUGUGGAAGCGCCGAGGCCCUGCGGGUGACACCGGAGACUCUGGAGGCUGCUCGCCCGGCCUGGGCGUGGGCGGCUCCCAAGGGACCCUCCUGCUGUCUGGCGCGACCCGGCUGCCAUUAGCUGUGCUGCCUGCGGAGUCCCUCCGUUACUGCGGCCCCCCGUCUGGGGGUUUGGGCCGCUCCCAGGCCUCUGGGGUCACGUCGGUGCUGUCCUUGCGUGAGGAUGUUGAUGGGGAUGGAGAGCCGCCGGGGCCCCUGGGUGACACCAGGGCAGCCUCGGCCGACGGGGUUGCAGGGCGCAGGGCAGUGCGUGUCCCGGGACCCGGGAAGCCGCCGCCGCUCCUGGGGUUCGGGGUGCCUGCCCCCGGGCGGGCGCCCUCGCCGGCGGUGCCGGCCUCCAGCUGUCGCUGCUUCGUGGGCGUGAAGUGUGUCCUGUGGCUUUUGGUCUGCGCUGCCCUGACCCAGACGGUGCGCCUCACCUUCGAUGUCCCUUGUUGGGAGGAGCCUCUAACGGUCUCGCGCUGCCGCGGGCGAGGAGGGGGGAAACUGAGGCCGGGGCUGGGGGGCGGGGUCUCGAGCCCCAGUGCCCUGGCCGCCCCAGGCUCCCCAGAGCAGGCCACUGUCUCUGCAGGUCAGCUGCCCUGCCUGGCAGCCCAGGAGGACAAGGCCUCCUCAAAAGUCACACUUUCUGAGCUCAAGUCGUGCCUGCAGCGGGCACGGGAGCUAGGGGCCCGGGCCCAGGAGCUGACAUCAGAGGCCCAGAGGAAGGCUGCUGGAGACCCCAGCGCGCCAGAGGAGCAGGGCCAGCCAGCAGAGCCAUGCGGAGAGAAGGCCCCCGCCUACCAGCGCUUCCAUGCCUUGGCCCAGCCGGGUCCCCCAGGGCUCGUGUUGCCCUACAAGUACCAGGUGCUGGCCGACAUGUUCCGCAGCAUGGACACCAUCGUGGGCAUGCUCCACAACCGCUCCGAGACUGCCACCUUCGCCAAGGUCAAGCAAGGCGUCCAGGACAUGAUGCGCAAGCGCUUUGAAGAGCGCAACGUGGGCCAGAUCAAGGCUGUGUACCCCACUUCUUACCACUUCCGCCAGGAGCGCAACGUCCCCACCUUCAAGGAUGGCGUUAAGAGGUCCGAUUACCAGCUUACCAUUGAGCCGAUGUUCGACCAGGAGCCCGGCAGCACGGCCCCCCAGCUCACGGCUUCGCACCUCCUGUGGCGCAGACGGGUCUUCGGCCAGAAUCUGGUGGAGCGUGUCCGGCAGCACCACAGGGCCUUCCUGGCUUCCCUGAACCCGCCCAUGGUGGUGCCCGAGGACCAGCUGACACGUUGGCACCCCCACUUCAAUGUGGACGGCGUGCCUGACAUCGAGCCGGCUGAGCUGCCACAGCCGCCCACCACGGAGAAGCUGGCCACCGCCCAGGAGGUGCUGGCCCGUGCCCGCAGCCUGAUGUCACCCAGGAUGGAAAAGGCCCUGAGUGACCUGGCUCUCCGUACAGCCAAGCCCAGCAGCCCCGGGUCCCCCAGCCCGGCCCUGCCGGCCACCCCCCCGGCCACCCCGCCUGCCGCCCUGAAGGGGGUGUCCCAGGACCUGCUAGAGCGGAUCCGGUGCAAGGAGGCCCAGAAGCAGCUGGCACAGAUGACGCGGCCGCCGGAGCGGGAGCAGCGGCUACAGCGGAUGGAGCGGCUGCCCGAGCUGGCCCGCCUGCUGCGCGGGGUCACGGUGUCGGAGCGCAAGCCCGCCCUCGCUAUGGAGGUGGCCUGCGCCAGGAUGGUGGACAGCUACCGCACGGCCAUGAGCCCUGGGGACAUGGAGGAGCACGUGCGGCUGCUCGCCGAGCUGCUGCCCGACUGGCUGAGCCUCCACCGCGUGCGCACCGGCACCUACGUCAAGCUGGACAAGGCGGCUGACCUGGCGGGGCCACUUUAG
Molecule: messenger RNA, 2190 nt
Organism: Suricata suricatta (meerkat)
Lineage: Eukaryota; Metazoa; Chordata; Mammalia; Carnivora; Herpestidae
Gene: CDT1
Product: chromatin licensing and DNA replication factor 1
Exons: 16
Coding region: 1-2190 (729 amino acids)
Biological process (GO): DNA replication checkpoint signaling; regulation of DNA-templated DNA replication initiation; DNA replication preinitiation complex assembly
Cellular component (GO): nucleus
Molecular function (GO): DNA binding; DNA polymerase binding
Source: RefSeq, a predicted model, not a curated record